Synchiropus splendidus (mandarinfish) is the source of this 2460-nucleotide messenger RNA. It is a transcript of the gene neurl1b, whose product is annotated as neuralized E3 ubiquitin protein ligase 1B. NCBI's taxonomy places the organism in Eukaryota, Metazoa, Chordata, Actinopteri, Syngnathiformes, Callionymidae. The coding region runs from base 216 to 1937 and encodes 573 amino acids. Gene Ontology annotation, molecular function: ubiquitin protein ligase activity. Gene Ontology annotation, cellular component: early endosome. Gene Ontology annotation, biological process: ubiquitin-dependent endocytosis. The record is from RefSeq and is a predicted model, not a curated record. The transcript is spliced from 6 exons.
UGCUGUGCGCCAGUUGGAGGCUUCCGACUGUCGCAGCGCUUGACAUUAACAUCGUCUUCAUGCUUCUUGUGGGAAAUAAAGCGCCAAUACACCACUCGGCGUAUCAGCUGGAGCGCGUCCUGGUCAGAUAUCCUCCUUCACAGUCGGGGAUUUACGGAUGGACAGAACACAAUCGGAAUUAACUUACCAUCCGGCGCGCGUAAAUUCUGGAUAUAAUGGGGAACACGACGCCUAAACCUCUAAUAGAUGCAAGUCUGCAGCCUCGCCCGGUGGCAAGCAGGCAGUACUACACCCUGAACAACGGGGCGGGUGUAGAGAGGAGGACGUCGGCGCCUCCAUUGAACAUCAAUGUGGAUUCACCUCGGUUUCACCCGCACAGCAAAGGUAAAAACAUCAGGCUUGACGGGCAGCUUCGCCGGGCUACGCGCAAGAACAGCUUCUGCAACGGCAUCACCUUCAGCCACAGGCCGGUGCAUCUCUACGAGAAGGUGCGAUUGCGGCUGACUGGCGUGCACACGGGAUGGAGUGGAGCUCUGCGCUUCGGGUUUACCAGCCUGGAUCCAAGCGAUCUGAUGGCGGCUGAAAUCCCUAAGUACGCUUGUCCGGAUCUAGUUACGAGGCCUGGCUACUGGGCCAAGGCCCUGCCUGAGAGACUUGCCUUGAAGGACAACGUGCUGUCCUUCUGGGCCGAUCGUCAUGGGAGAGUUUUCUACAGCAUCAACGACGGCGAGCCCAUCCUCUUCCACUGUGGGCUGAGCAUCGGCUGCCCGCUGUGGGCCAUCAUAGAUAUCUACGGCAUCACACAGGAGGUCACGCUGCUGGAAAGCACCUUUGCUGAGAGCGUGGGGUCGAACUGUCUGAGUGCCGCCCGCCUGAGUGCCUACCUGCCGCAGAGUAGCCACGACUCAGCCAAUUACAGCAACAACCAGCUGGAGAACAAUCAGGUGGCGGCUGCCAAGAUGGCCAACGUCAAGCUCAAUAACUAUCCUGGGCUCAUUCCCUGCUGCACGCCCACCUCCUCCUCUGCCACGCCGUCACCGUCUGUCUCAUCCACCGCUUUCACCGUCCCCAGAUUCCGCAACAUUCCAUCUCCUCUAGACAAUGACUUGCACUUUCAUCCAAUCCGAGGCUCCGAUGUGAUCCUGUCAGCUGACCGCUCGGUGGCCUGCAUCCACUGCCUGGACAGCAGUCGGACGUUGGUCUUCUGCGAUCGUCCACUCCACGUGGGAGAAACUUUGUACGUAGAAGUUGGCCAUCUGGGUUUCCCAUACUUCGGGGCGCUCUUGUUCGGCCUUACGUCAUGUGAUCCCGCCGGUCUGCAAGCUGAAGACUUGCCGGCCGACCCUGAAGUUCUACUGGACCGUAAAGAGUACUGGGUGGUGCACCGGGGCUUCCCAAUGCCGUUCUCCGGUGACGUGCUGAGCUUCAGCCUGCUGCCCAGUGGAGAGGUCCACCACGGGGUGAACGGCGUGGGACGUGGCAGACUGCUGUGUGUGGAUGCUUCCCAGGUCCUCUGGACCUUCUUCACGCUACAUGGAGCUAUAAACCGACUCAGGAUUAUAGGAACACAGCAGUCAAGUCCUCCACCUACAUCGCCCAGCACUUCACAGAGCAGCAGUCCAGAUGACAGUGACUCAGAUUUGGCCUUCAGCGUCAACAGAUCCUCCUCUGCGUCUGAAUCCUCUCUGGUGACCGCACCCAGCUCUCCACUCAGCCCUCCGGUCUCGCCCACCCUCUCCGCCUCAGAAGCUCCUCUGGCUGGUAAAAACGGGGAAUGCACCAUCUGCUUCGACCAGGAGGUGGACACGGUCAUCUACACCUGCGGUCACAUGUGUCUGUGCAACGACUGUGGACUGAAGCUGAAGAGACGCAUCAACUCCUGCUGCCCCAUAUGCAGGCGGCCAAUCAAAGAUGUGAUCAAAACAUAUCGGCCAUGAUUCCGCUGUGACUUCGGAAUCCUUCCUCUUCUCAGGCAGAUCUAACCCCGGACCUCAGAUCAGCCAUACAUAACGGUGCCUGCAAUAUCUGGUCUCAUCUCACAAGCAACUGUGACGAUGCUCAUCUGAAAACACACGUAAGCUUCCGUGUUUUUGGUAAAUUGUUACAGAACAGAUGAUGUGUCGCUGUUUUGUAUUUUUAAUAUGACAUCUCACACAGCAGGCCAUUUUCCGAGAAGCAGGAGCUGCUGCUAUCCCUAUACUUUGUCUUUUGUUGCAGAUCUAUCCGUGUGCUUCAACAGAAAAUACUGCGACAUACUGUGCCUUAUAGUGUCGUGUGUUACUCGUCUAACAGUUCUAGCCAUAUUUUACAAGAAAGACACAGAAACGGCACAGAGAUAUAUACGUUACUAUACGAGUUGAUAUGCACAUGUGGGAAAAGGGUGGCGAUGUGUUGGUGAUGAUGUAUUUUUAGAACGUGUGAAUGAGUAUUUGGUUUUGCACAAAAGAGGAUGAAUAAAGA